UCUCUCUCUCAUCGUGCGUAGGGCUUUUGACUCCCCCUACUUGCCUACUUCUUCUUCUUCAUCUUCUGUAGUUGCUGUGGCCACUCUACACAGUCCACACCUACUUCUGACGGAGAAGAGAGAGUUUUGGUAACCUUGAGAUCGGCGCCAGAUCCUCCGCCGUAUAUUCUCUUCGGUAUCUCCGAGUGAAAAUGAUGGAAUCCGGCGCUGGUUUUGCGGCGAUGGAAGAGAGGAUCUCUCCGGGAAGUUUCUUCCAGUUUCCUCUUUCCGGAUUCCGUGCUUCUCCCAAUCGAUCUCCUUGUCCUCCGACUGAGCGUGAGAGGUACUUGGCUGAAUUGUUGCAAGAGAGACAAAAGUUGGGUCCCUUUUUGCAAGUUAUGCCACAUUGUUGCAGACUGCUAAAUCAAGAAAUCAGAAGGGUCUCCAGUUUCUCUGAUCUCGAGAGAUAUGAGCUUGGCAGUCCAUUCAGAUCGCUUGGCCACCCGGCAAAUGGAAAGCUUGAUUUAGACGGAUGGUCAAUGAUGCAAGCAGAGGAAAAUUGUCAUCUCCAGAGAGCUUCUCCUUUUCGUGCUCCUGCUUCAGUGGGCUGGGUUGGGAUACCUGGACUCCCUACCCCACCCAUUGUGAAAAAAGUGAUUAGACUUGAUGUGCCUGUGGAUAAAUUUCCAAGCUAUAAUUUUGUUGGGCGGAUUCUCGGGCCACGGGGAAACUCCCUAAAAAGAGUUGAGCUGGCAACACACUGUAGGGUGUUUAUUAGAGGGCGAGGAUCCGUGAAGGACACUGUCAAGGAGGAAAAACUAAAAGGUAAGCCAGGAUACGAGCAUCUCUGCGAGCCACUACAUGUACUGAUCGAAGCCGAGCUUCCAGAGGACAUAAUAAACUCUCGUUUGGAGCAUGCGGUGCAUUUCCUGGAAUCGCUCCUAAAGCCAAUGGACGAAUCAAUGGACCACUACAAGAGGGAACAGCUUAAGGAGUUAGCGGCUCUGAAUGGUACACUGAGGGAAGAGAGUCCGAGUCCGAGCUUGAGCCCUUGUCUGAGUCCGAGUAUGUCCCCUUUCAACAGCAAGCGUGCUAAGACUGGACAAUAAAGAUUUUUGCAUGAGAUAUGAUCAAAGUUCUUCUCUGCUUCGGACAGAGAGACCAUAGCAUGGUCGUGUGGACAGGGCAAAAGGCUCUCAAUGCAUUGCCUAUCUAUCUGCGAGUGCGAGGUGAUAAUGUUCUAACGUUUGAGACUCCUCAAAUUAAUUUAUUUCGUCAUUAAGUUAAUUCUUUAUUUUUGAAAUUUUUGUUGGUUAGCAGAGAUGACCAUUAACCAGUGGGUAAUAAACUAAUAAUGGUAUUUAUGAUUUGUAAUCUCAUUCUGAAUCCUGUAACUUUUAUUUAAGUUUGAAACCCAACAUUAGUUACAUUUCGAGUCUUUGGAAUUGGACGAAUAAGUCCCUUUAUUCGAGUCUUAGGAGUCAUGUUCAAUUUUGCUUCUCAGUCAAUAAUGUUUCUUUCUUGAUCCCAAGUCUUAUACAUUUUAUUACAUCAGUUUAUAUGUAAUCUUCUUGUAAACUAUUUACCUAAAUUUAUAUUUUUAUUUCUCGGAA
Eutrema salsugineum is the source of this 1592-nucleotide messenger RNA. Its product is annotated as KH domain-containing protein At1g09660/At1g09670. The coding region runs from base 192 to 1088 and encodes 298 amino acids. NCBI's taxonomy places the organism in Eukaryota, Viridiplantae, Streptophyta, Magnoliopsida, Brassicales, Brassicaceae. Gene Ontology annotation, cellular component: nucleus. Gene Ontology annotation, molecular function: mRNA binding. Gene Ontology annotation, biological process: regulation of mRNA splicing, via spliceosome. The record is from RefSeq and is a predicted model, not a curated record. The transcript has 8 exons.